Molecule: messenger RNA, 1557 nt
Organism: Aspergillus calidoustus
Lineage: Eukaryota; Fungi; Ascomycota; Eurotiomycetes; Eurotiales; Aspergillaceae
Source: the annotation of a GenBank genome assembly
CCCGGUCGCAUCCUCCAGCCUUUCAGUCCCUCGCAGCAAUCAUGCGUCUCUUCGCGUUGGGGGCCUUUAUGGCCUCGAUAAGCGCAAUAUCAGCCCUGCAAAUCGAUCUCAACGACCUUGACACGAUCAAAGACGCCGCAUCCAAAACCGCCUACGGGUCGAUGCUAUGGUAUUCCGGCAACGAAACGGGUCAGAUUCCGGGAUCGUUUCCUGAAAAAUGGUGGGAGGGCAGCGCAUUGUUUAUGAGUCUUAUUCUAUACUGGCAUUAUACCGGCGAUUCGCAGUACAAUGACUUGAUCGUUCAGGGGAUGCAGUGGCAGGCCGGGAAUGGGGAUUAUAUGCCUUCGAACUAUAGUAGCUAUCUGGGAAAUGACGACCAGUUCUUCUGGGGCUGCGCAGCCAUGACCGCCGCCGAAGUGAAUUUCCCCGAAGACGACAACGAAAACGCUUACUCGUGGCUCUCGCUCGCCCAAGGAGUCUUCAACUCGCAGAUCGCGCGCUGGGAUAACCAACACUGUGGCGGUGGCUUGCGCUGGCAACUAUACCCGUACCAGGCCGGCUACGUUAUGAAGAACUCAAUCUCCAAUGGCGGUCUCUUCCAGUUGGCUGCGCGCCUCGCUCGCUACACAACGAAUGACACGUACGCGGAUUGGGCGACAAAGAUCUGGGACUGGUCUGCUUCUUCGCCGCUGCUGGAUACCAAGACCUGGAACGUUGCUGAUUCGACGGAUCUCAACGAUAACUGCACCACGCAAGGAAAUAACCAGUGGUCGUACAAUUAUGGAACGUACUUGAUUGGCGCAGCCUACAUGUACAACUACACCGAAAAAGCCGAAUGGAAAACCGCUGUCGACGGCCUCCUCGGCAAACUCCUCGACACCUUCUUCCCAGACCAGUACGGCGGCGGCAAGGUCUUCGCCGAGUUCCUCUGCGAAGCCAAAGAACUCUGCAACUACAACGAGAUCCUCUUCAAGGGAAUCGUAUCCUCAUGGCUGACCUUUGUCUCCCUCAUUGUUCCCGAGACAUACGACCAGAUAUACCCAAAGCUCCAGACAUCCGCACAAGCCGCCGCGCUCUCCUGCAGCGGAAUGGACAACAACACGUGCGGUGUGCGCUGGUACGAAUCGAAAUGGGACGGCUGGGUCGGGAUGGAAGAACAGAUCAUCGCAACGGACAUCCUCUCGUCCGUACUCGUUUCCGAGAAGAAGGUCGCGCCGCUAAGUUCGACGACGGGCGGGAACAGCACGAGUAACCCGAACGCUGGGACCAGCACGGGCAGCAAUGAUAAUAACAGUGAGAAACCGAUUACGGCGGGGGAUAAAGCUGGCGCGGCGAUUCUUACGGUCACGUUUGUGACGCUUUGGGGUGGCCUUAUGGCGUGGAUGGUGCUUGGUGGGCCGAUGUGAUCUUUCGUACUUUCUGCGCUCCGUAUUGUAUUUGGGUUCAGCCGUGUAUAUCCCGUGCUUUUCGAGGAGUCUGGUGUCACUUGUUAUUAUGAAUGUUCAUAUGGUUUUAGCUAAUAUGAAUACAGCAUUGUGUCUACGAAUGUUGACUGCC